UUCUUGUCCUCAACAAGUACUCAAGGAAAAAACAGAACCCAUACAGAAUCUCAAAUUUUUCUCAUGGGAAACCCCAAAUUUUCUGAUAACCCACAACCAGUGGCUACUAGACGCCUCAAAAUCUGCUUGUUGGUGUCUUCAAUUUUCUUGGUCAUUCUUGGCACUGUGAUUUUGACCUUAUCUCUCACCAUCUUUAAACCCAAGAACCCAUAUAUAAGUAUCCACCCAGUUGGCCUUGAGAACUUUGAGCUAUUUUCACCUAAUUCAACUACUGACGAACCUCUUAACUUGGUCAUCACAAUAGUGAACCCAAACUAUGGAAGCUUCAGGUGCCAAAAUUGCAGCGGUUCUCUUAAAUAUCGUGACACUAUUGUAGCUGAAGUUCCAAUUAAGGUAAAAUGGAUCCCUGCUCGUAGCACGAUUAAUGUGAGCACUUCUGCAGGAAUAAUGACCAGAAAAAUGAUAUCUGAACCAAAGUUUUGGUCAGAUGUUGAAGCUGGGAGCUUGAAUUUGACACCAAAGGCAACACUUCGUGGGAAAGUGCAGUUGCUCAAGGUUUUGAAGUUGAAGGCCACGAUUUAUGUGUCAUGUGCUCUCUGUUUUAAUAUAAGUUCCAUUAGUGCUGAUUCCAGCUGCAUAUCCAAAAUCAAGGUGUGAUUAAUUGUUAGUUUGGGUGGGAGGUACAUGUUCUUGUUCAAAUAUAUAGUAUAUAUAUAUAUUUUUUGAACAGUUCAAAUAUAUAUAUAUAUAUAUAUAUAUAUUUUUGAACAGUUCAAAUAUAUAGUUGCCUCAAUAAGUUGAAUUAGUAGGCACUUGGUUAAGAAAAAUAAAUAAAUAAAUAGGAGGGGGUGGGGGAAGGCAUGUUAUUUGCUUUCCUCUCAAAUUGUACCUUUUUCUUACUCUUCAUUUUAGAUUUAAUUGCCAUCUAUUUAUUUGCAAGGAACUAGAUGUUUUCUGUGACAUUGAAGAAUAUGCCAGAUUAUUACA
Molecule: messenger RNA, 987 nt
Organism: Lotus japonicus
Lineage: Eukaryota; Viridiplantae; Streptophyta; Magnoliopsida; Fabales; Fabaceae
Exons: 1
Coding region: 64-657 (197 amino acids)
Cellular component (GO): plasma membrane
Source: RefSeq, a predicted model, not a curated record